AUGUCUUUAUCGGCCACUGAUAGUAACGGCUCCUAUUCGAGGGUUUCCUCUGGGAAGACUCCUCCGCCAGCUCCUUCAGCUGCGUAUGCGAAAAGGGCUAGGGAGAUCCAGGCCGAGGAGAGGUUGGGGGCGAGAUACAGGCCUCCUGCGCUUAGAGCCCUUGCAUCUGGAGAAGCCCCUUCUAACGACACGACCCCUUCUGUCACGACACCGGGGGAUGGCUCGACUCUAUCCCCUACUAAUUACCCCCCGGGAUUUAGAAGGGCAAGGGCAGGGACCUUACCCUCCAAUGUACAACUUGCCGCGCAACGAUUUGCGGCGGCGUCAAGUACUUUAGGAAGUACCCCCGGGUCCACAGAUUCCUUAAUAGAACAAUCCAGGCAGAUUUCCGCUGCUGCUACCACAGCUACUCUGCCUGCACCAGCUCGUCCCUCGCUCCGUCACGUCGCAUCCGUUGCAUCCAGCACUGUGACCACCGAACGUAACAGUCGUCUGAGAUCCGGCUCUCUCACUUUACCGUCCGGUGGUCUGUCCAACGCUUUUGGCCCUUCCAUUUUCUCGUCCUCGUGGUUACCUAACGGCAAUCCAUCGGGGCUCACGUACUUGGAUGAACUUCGCUCGGUUACCUCCGCUGAUUCAGCUGCCGAUGAUUUCGAUGUCCAUACGUUAGACUACUUGGGGUUGGACGAAAGUCACCAUCGUCUGCCUCCUCCCGCUGCGACUCUCAGCGAGCUGCGCAACCAAGCACAGGCCGCUAUCGCAGGCAAUCUCGCCAACCCUUCGCGUCUUCGUGCUAGCACCGUUUCCAACCCGUACCGAACAAGAACGACAGGCACUGGGUCGUUGUUGUCAACGCCAGCUGCAGACGAGGAAGAGGAAUACUUCGAGAACUAUGAAGAACAGUAUGCGCGGCAGAGGAUCAACUCGUACGAAACUAGCAAUGUCGAAGCUACUUACUCGCCCUCGUUUGUCUCGCGAGGAUAUCAAGCAACGGAUCAGUUGCCGCCCAGCAUUGGCAUGAGACAGCGCGCCACAACAAUAAGUGCUCUAGAAGACCCUGUUCGGACGAUGCAGCGUCGUGCCACCGUCACUGUUGAACCCCAGUUCAGCUAUGUCAAUGAACUGAAUGCAGGCUCUUCCAUGGGCUCCGUUAGUCCCAAUCCUGCGGGCAUUCUGAAGAACGACAAACUUUCCAUGCCUCGCACCGGCCAGACCGCUUCUGUUCACUUUCCGAACGGUGAUACCACGGCCAACCGUGGCGCCAAUGCCUAUCUCGCCGCACCUGGCGGUGGCAACCGAUCCCUAUCCCCGAAGUCUGAGCAAGCGUCCAGCCAGACCCAGACGCCUACCCGCUCGCUGUGGAUUGGAAAUUUAGACAGUUCGGUCACGAGCGAACAGUUGAUCCAUGUCUUUGCUCCCUACGGUGCCAUCGAAAGUCUUCGACUUCUCCCCGAGAAGGAAUGCGGUUUCGUCAACUUCGUUGAUCAAGCCGAUGCGAUUCGCGCUAAAGAGGACGUGUUGAACCGUUUGGGUGGUUUCAUCGGAAUGCCGAAUGGUCAAACCGUGCGCAUUGGGUUCGGGAAAGCGGACAGUGCUCCAGUUGCGCCUGCAAAAGGAUCGAACGCUUCCAACUCGACUAAUUCUGCCACUGGUGCGGCGAAGCAGGCUGCUAAUAACUCGGCAGCUGCAGGCAUGGAAGCUCAGCUACAGUCUACUCCCACUAGGGCGCUGUGGAUUGGCUCCAUUCCUUCCACUACCACUCCUGCGACCAUCCUAAGCGUCUUCAGCCCUUAUGGCCCAAUCGAAUCGGCUAGGGUCCUUACUCACAAGAACUGUGGUUUCAUCAACUUCGAACGCCUCGAUGAUGCCGUAAGAGCUAGGAAAGCCCUUAACGGGCGAGAUGUACUGGGAAGUGACGUUGGAGCCAUCCGAAUUGGCUUUGCCAAGGUUCCAGUCAAGAACGGACAGGAAGGUACCGGUUCACCUGACGAGACUGCCAAUGCACCAGUUCAAGGCGUUGGCAACUUGAGUGUCGGCGCAACUAUCCACGCUCUUCGUAGCAUCAAGGGUGCUUCGACCAUUCCUUCUGACCAGCAAGUGUUAGGCGGUGCCGUCGAGAAUUACCGUUCGAAUUUGCUGCUGAGCAUGAUCGCUUCUGGCAACCACGCGAGCUCAUUCGCUAACGAUGGUACCAAGCCUGCCGGAUGGAUUCCCGCGCUCACUGAGCAGCAGAUGAUCAUGAGGGAGUUGUGUGCUGGGACUGCGGAUACAGAGAUUGAAGUACAGGCACUGGCAGAUUUCCGCCCUCCUACCAUGUACUACACUUCAAUUCCUCUGGUGUCUGAGCGUACGCACGCCAGACGUUGGGAUGCUGCGAAGCUUCGUGACUUGAGGAAGCGUCUCGACUCGGGAACGAUGACCUUGGAGGAUAUUGAUCAAACCGCCAACGAAUUCCUGGAUAGUGAGAUCGUGGAUCUUGCCUCCGAUUGGCUUGGAAACACGGUUGUCCAGAAACUAUUUGAGAAGUGCUCGCCUGUCCCUCGAUUUGCCAUGUUGGAGAGGCUUUGCCCUCACCUUGCUAUGAUCGGGAUCCACAAGAAUGGGACGUGGGCUGCGCAGAAGAUCAUUGAGUGUGUCCAGUCUCCCGACGAAGUUGCCCUGGUUAGCCAGCACUUGCGACCUUACGCUCCUCCCUUGUUGCUCGAUCAGUUCGGGAACUACGUUGUCCAGUGUUGCCUCCGCUUCGGAGCCCCUGCCAACGACUUCAUUUUCGAUGCGAUCGUCGAUCGUAUGUGGGAGGUGGCGCAAGGGCGAUUCGGAGCACGCAGUAUGCGUGCCUGUCUCGAGAGUCCCCAUAUCACUCUAAGCCAACAACGCCGAACUGCUGUCGCCGUGAUCCUCAACUCCAUCCCUUUGGCCACGAAUCCCAACGGCGCGCUGCUACUCACCUGGCUGUUGGAUACUUCCGGAUUCCCAUCUCGAUACAACUUGCUGGCCCCUCGCUUCACGCCGCACUUGUCUCACCUGUGCACGCACAAGCUCGCGUCGUUGACUGUUCUUCGUAUCGUGAACCAGAAGAUUGAACCAGAUGCUUCGAGACAAGUCGUUGAGGCACUUUUCUCAUCACCCGGAGACCACGUUCUCACCGACGUACUCGGGGAUCAAGUUAACGGCGUGGCUGUCGUUCACAAGAUCUUGACCAGCCCUUUCCUUGACCCCAAUGAGAAGAUUAAAUACAUAGACGCCACCAAGCGAGUGCUCAUCGAGCUCAAGGUCAUCGCUACUCAAGCCUAUCGCCGUUUGAUUGAGGAGGUCGGUUUGCCCGUCCCCAACUUCCAGCAGACAUACCCGAACAAUGCACCGCAAAGUGGCAAGACGAAGGGCAACAAUCCAGCCAACUAUGGCGUGCCCGGUCUACCUCAGGGAUACCCGUCCAACGAUCAAGGCCUCGCUUCUAUGAUGGCAGCUUUGCAAAUGGGUGGUCAGAACCCCCAGGCUGGUCCCCCUCAGUUGCAAGUCGACCCCGGCUACAACCAGAACACCCGUCGUACUCCCAAUUUACAACCCUCUUACUCUCCGGCCGAGCAAUUCAACCCUUUCUCUGCUGAAACCAACAGUCCACGAGGAAGCGUCCGCCGUAACGGCGGAUUGACUCCCAACAACUCUGUACCCCAAAACGCAGUUCCUUAUGGUAACCAAUCUCCGAACAUGGCACCUGGGGUUCUCAAUAUGGGCCAGCCUGCUUAUGGAGGCAUGGCUCCUCAGACGGUCCCUCCCCACAUGUAUCAGGCAUAUAUGUACCAGCCCUACCAACAGAAUCCCAACAUGGGAGGAUAUCAUGCGUAA
Pleurotus ostreatus (oyster mushroom) is the source of this 3846-nucleotide messenger RNA. RefSeq lists its product as uncharacterized. NCBI's taxonomy places the organism in Eukaryota, Fungi, Basidiomycota, Agaricomycetes, Agaricales, Pleurotaceae. Gene Ontology annotation, molecular function: RNA binding. Bases 1 to 3846 code for a protein of 1281 amino acids. The transcript is spliced from 7 exons. The record is from RefSeq and is a predicted model, not a curated record.